AUGCAACCAGAACCCAAGAAAAUCUCAGUUCUGGGGCCUCCCGGCUCCGGCAAAGGCACGCAGUGCUCGCUACUCCAGAAACGCUUCUUUUGCGCGCACCUAAGCGUCGGCGAUCUGCUACGAGCAGAGGUGGUCAAGCCGGGAAGUCCAUAUGCGGAACUCAUUCGAGAGAACAUCAAGGAGGGACGCAUUGGGCCGAAGGAAUUGACAGUCAGGUUUAUGAAGCAGGCGAUGGAUGGAGUAGCUAAGGAAGGCGUCCAGUCGUUCUUCCUGGAUGGAUUCCCACGGAGACUCGACCAAGCAGAGUAUUUCGAAGAGAAGGUCGGCCCGGUAUCUCUCGUCCUGGUGCUCGAAUGCCCUUCCGCUGUUUUGCUGGAACGACUGUUGUCGCGCCGCCGCGCUGAUGACGAUACCGGCACAAUUCAGAAGCGGAUCGAUACGUUUAACAAGACGACGGCGCAAGUGCUGGAGAAGUACGAGGCUAUGGGAAAGGUAGUGCGAGUGGACGGCAACCAUGACGUGGAAAAGGUUGCUGCAGAUAUUCAAUACGUGCUCCGGCAAGCAGGUGUGGAACUGCAAACCAGGGCUGGACUUGGGCUCAAAGCAGAAGCUUGAUAUCUCCAUAUGCCUACACUAUUUCUUAACAAGGCCACCUGAAGCGGUG
Messenger RNA from Trematosphaeria pertusa, 664 nucleotides. RefSeq names its product P-loop containing nucleoside triphosphate hydrolase protein. The record is from RefSeq and is a predicted model, not a curated record. Gene Ontology annotation, molecular function: UMP kinase activity; ATP binding. Gene Ontology annotation, biological process: UDP biosynthetic process; CDP biosynthetic process. Bases 1 to 615 code for a protein of 204 amino acids. The transcript has 2 exons. Lineage: Eukaryota; Fungi; Ascomycota; Dothideomycetes; Pleosporales; Trematosphaeriaceae. Gene Ontology annotation, cellular component: cytoplasm; nucleus.